GCUUUUCAGGUGGAGUUCAAAGGUAUAGAGAGAGAGAGAGCAGGAAACAACGGGGCCCAAAAAGAGAGGGAAAGAACAGGAAACCAGAGAGCACUAGUUCUAGAGUGAUUGAGCAAUGACGUAUUGAGAGAGAGAGAGAGAGAGAGAGAGAGAGAGAGAGAGAGAGCUGUAUAGAAAUGUAUUAGACUCCAUUUAAUUAGUCAGAUCUCGAUCUCUGAAGUGGCUUCUGCUCAUGGAUAACAGAAACGUGGUCGUAUGUGAUAACGGCACAGGGUAUGUGAAAUGUGGCUUCGCUGGAGAGAAUUUUCCCACUUCUGUGUUCCCAUGUGUAGUGGGCAGGCCCAUGUUACGAUAUGAAGAAUCAUUAACAGAACAGGAAUUGAAGGAUAUUGUUGUUGGGGAAGCUUCUGCAGAACUAAGACACCAGCUUGAUAUAUCUUAUCCUGUGAACAAUGGCAUUGUUCAGAAUUGGGAUGAUAUGGGCUAUGUCUGGGAUCAUGCAUUUUUCAACGAGUUGAAGAUAGACCCAACGGAAUGUAAGAUUUUGCUGACAGAUCCACCUCUUAAUCCUUCAAGAAAUCGAGAGAAAAUGAUUGAAACCAUGUUUGAGAAGUACAGCUUCACAGGUGUCUUUAUCCAAAUCCAGGCUGUUUUGACAUUGUAUGCUCAAGGCUUGCUGACUGGUCUUGUGAUCGAUUCUGGUGAUGGUGUGACUCAUGUGGUGCCUGUUGUUGAUGGGUACUCGUUUCCUCAUCUUACAAAGCGGAUGAAUGUUGCUGGUCGGCACAUAACAUCUUAUCUUGUAGAUCUGCUUCUCCGAAGAGGGUAUGCAAUGAAUAGAACAGCAGACUUUGAGACGGUUAGAGAAAUUAAGGAAAAGCUCUGUUACAUCAGUUAUGAUUACAAACGUGAGUACCAGUUGGGAUUGGAAACAACUAUACUGGUUAAAAAUUACACACUGCCAGAUGGAAGGGUUAUUAAAGUUGGCACUGAGCGGUUUCAGGCACCUGAGGCUCUCUUCACUCCAGAACUCAUUGAUGUUGAAGGUGAUGGAAUGGCUGACAUGGUAUUCCGUUGCAUACAGGAAAUGGAUAUUGACAACCGCAUGAUGCUUUACCAGCACAUCGUUCUGAGUGGAGGAAGCACAAUGUAUCCGGGUUUAUCGAGUCGUUUGGAGAAAGAAAUACUUGACCGUUAUCUUGAAGUUGUACUAAGGGGAAACAGAGACGGCCUUAAGAAGCUGAGGUUAAGAAUUGAAGACCCUCCUCGGAGAAAGCAUAUGGUAUACUUGGGAGGUGCAGUUCUUGCUGGUAUAAUGAAGUCACAUCUUCCACCCAUGCAAUUGACUAAGGAUGCUCCGGAGCUCUGGAUUAGCAGGCAAGAUUACUUAGAAGAGGGAGUUGGGUGCUUAAGAAAGUGUGGACAAUCUUAAAUGUUUGGAUUUGCAGUCACAAGGAAGAUGUGUCCGUGUGUGGCUCAUGCCAACUCAGUGCUAUGAUCCCCCUUAUGAAAUGAAAUUCCAAAUGAUCCCUGAUACAAUAACUGGGUUUGAGAGCGAUUCUUCACUUUGAUUCUAAAUUCAAUUAUUUCAGGUCUAAUGAAUUUGGGCUCCAACUGAAA
Amborella trichopoda is the source of this 1620-nucleotide messenger RNA. It is a transcript of the gene ARP2, whose product is annotated as actin related protein 2. Lineage: Eukaryota; Viridiplantae; Streptophyta; Magnoliopsida; Amborellales; Amborellaceae. The record is from RefSeq and is a predicted model, not a curated record.